AUGUUUACUGACCAACACAACACAUCCUCUCCCCAUAGCCACAUAUCCACUUUGGGCCUAGAAAACUUGGAACCAACAGAUGCAAAAGACGCUGUUUUGGGCCAAAGGAACGCUCGCAAGGCGGCUGGGUUGGUGAUACACAUGUUGCGCACCAACAAGAUGUCUGGACGUGCGGUCCUUCUUCUGGGACCGAGCACUUGUGGCAAGACGGCUCUGGCAAUGGCGAUGUCCAAGGAAAUACUGUCCAAUUUUGUACACCUCAGCGGAUGUGAACUAAGUGUUGAGAGCUUGAUGAUGCAUGUGCGACGUGCCAUUCGUAUCAAGCUCAGAGAGCUGAAGAAGAUCUACGAGGGUGAGAUAACGAGCAUACGCCUAAAAAACUUUCAAUUUGAGAUUGAUUUAAAAUCGUGUAAAGGAAGCACAACAGUGAAGAUAGGCAAGUCCAUGUAUGAGAGCGUGAGAGAUGAGGAGCUUAGUAUCGGUGACGUGGUGUAUAUCGAGCCGAUGUGUGGCAUUGUGAAGAAGAUUGGACGAUCUGAGAAUGCGUUUGAGUAUGAUAUUGAGUGUGGAAGGAAAGUUCCACUGUCUAAGAAAGACGUGCUGAGGAGGAAAAUCGUUACGCAAGUGCUGUCGUUACAUGACAUUGAUGUGGCGGAGGAGACGAGUGACCAGUUGAAGAACACCGUGCGACAUAUGCUCGGAAAAAACGGCGUAAAGCUGAGCACGAUGCAGGAUACGAAUGAGAUUGUGAACGCAUAUGUUGAGAAUGGUAUGGGUGAGGUACAGCCAGGCAUACUUUUUAUAGAUGAGUGCCAUCUAUUGAGCAAGCAGGUGCUGUUCCAGAUCAUCAAGGUGAUCGAGGAUGAUUUGUCUCCGCUGGUCCUGCUUGCAACAAAUAAUAAGCAAUUCCUGGAACGGGAAGACGCACAGGAUCUUUUCAACCGGCUGUUUGUAAUUAAAAUGGAGAAGGACCUGUCGAUAAUCCCUGAUAUUUUGAAGAUGAGGGCCGAUAAGUGCAAAUUAUCGCUACAUGAGAGCGCGUUCUGCAAAUUGGCAGCGAUAGGACGGGAGAGGGGCCUUAGAAGGGCACUUAAUCUUUUGUCUUUGAUGAAAGAGACUGAUAAGGAAGUAACAGAGAACGAUGUUCGUGUUUUGGAUGAGUUGUUUGAUUAAUACGCCUUAUAUUUGGUAUUAAAUUAAAAAUUUCGUUCCUAC
Vavraia culicis subsp. floridensis is the source of this 1215-nucleotide messenger RNA. RefSeq lists its product as uncharacterized. The transcript has a single exon. Gene Ontology annotation, biological process: regulation of transcription by RNA polymerase II; chromatin remodeling; box C/D snoRNP assembly. The coding region runs from base 1 to 1173 and encodes 390 amino acids. Gene Ontology annotation, molecular function: ATP hydrolysis activity; DNA helicase activity; ATP binding. The record is from RefSeq and is a predicted model, not a curated record. Lineage: Eukaryota; Fungi; Microsporidia; Pleistophoridae. Gene Ontology annotation, cellular component: NuA4 histone acetyltransferase complex; Swr1 complex; Ino80 complex.